Molecule: messenger RNA, 528 nt
Organism: Penicillium brevicompactum
Lineage: Eukaryota; Fungi; Ascomycota; Eurotiomycetes; Eurotiales; Aspergillaceae
Product: DUF4149 domain-containing protein
Exons: 3
Coding region: 1-528 (175 amino acids)
Source: RefSeq, a predicted model, not a curated record
AUGGAGAAGGCUCUGAGGACAGCCAGCUCCUCUUUACCCUACCAUCUUCUCGCCUAUGGCACCCUUCUUGGGACGCAGCUGUUUCACAGCUUCGUCAACACCAAGAUCUGCUACAAAGCGCUCUCAAUGGAUCAGUUUGUCAAACUCCAAAAGCAGAUUUUUCCGAUCUACUUUGCUACGCAAGUGAGCUUGACGGCACUCACAGCUGUGACACGUCCUCCCUUUGGCAUCUUUUCCCUGGCCAAGGACCCGUGGAGUGCUGCGCCUCUUGCCAUCGCGGGCGUCGCUAGCUCCUUGAACUGGUACAUUUAUGGACCCAAAACUAGCUCGGCCUCUAUGAAGAGAAGAUUGAUGCAAGUAACCGAGAACCCCAUCUCCGAUCCGAAUAGCCACAAGGCACAUUCUGUGAAUCGAAACUUCGCGCGGAAUCAUGCAAUGGCAAUCCAUCUCAAUGCGAUUGCAGUCAUAGCCACCGUUCUGUACGGAUUUUCGCUAUCUGCCACGAUCUUGGACGGCCGACAUAUCUAG